CCCGUGCGAGGGGGGGGGGCCCUGAACGUGAAUCGCACGCACCUUCAUCCGGCAACAGCGCGCACAUCAUCCGCCGCACUCUCCACCGCUCUCCCGGCCGCGUCUCUCUCCGCUCUCUCCUCCUCCUCCACUCCGUCCCCUCUCUGGACCGACCUCCUCCCGUCCCGUCCCUCCGUCCCGUCCGUCCGUCCUCACGGCCAUGAGCACGUGGAGUGACUGCGCCGAGCGCUGGGCGCUGGACGCGGCCGCGCUGCUGCUGGCCUGCGUGGCCGCCCCGCUGCUGCUGGUGGCGCUGCCCGCACUGCGCCUCCGCAUCCCCUACGGCCGCUACGCCUCCCGCAGCUGGGGGCCCGGGCUGCCCCCGCGCCUCGCCUGGGUCGUGCAGGAGCUGCCCGCGCUCGCCGUGCCCGCAUGGCUCAUCUGCGGGGAGUCGAACCCGGGAGAUGUUUACCCGGGAGGCCCGGUCGUGCCCUGGCCCAACCGCGUGCUGCUCGCCAUGUUCAUCGGCCACUACUUUCAUCGGGCGCUCAUCUACCCCUUCCUCCUCCGCGGAGGGAAACCCAUGCCGUGCGUGCCCUUCCUCCUCGCCCUGGCGUUUUGCACCUUCAAUGGCUACUUGCAGGGCCGCACGCUGCUCACGUGCACCCGCUACCCCGACGGCUGGCUCUAUGACGCCCGCUUCGUCGCAGGGGCAGUGCUCUGGCUUGCUGGUUUGCUGAUAAACCUGCACUCGGACCACAUUUUGCGGAAUCUACGCAAGCCCGGUGAAACGGGCUACAAGAUCCCACGCGGGGGAAUGUUUGAGUUCGUGUCGGGAGCAAACUUCUUUGGGGAGAUGGUGGAGUGGCUGGGCUUUGCUAUCGCGUGCUGCACCCUGCAGGCCUGGGCUUUCUCUGUGUUCAGCAUCACGGUCAUCGGGCCACGCUCCGUUCACCACCACAAAUGGUAUCUGGAAAAGUUUGAAGACUACCCCAAGAAAAGAAAAGCUGUCAUUCCAUUCCUAUAUUAAAUGCAAAUUAAACAAAUUGAACGUGGGUUGGGUGCUUGGCCUGUGCAGAAUAAAAUGUGUGCUGCCUGUUGCACAUUUAAUCAUCUGCUUGCAUUUCCUGAAAUGAACAGGGGAGUUCAUGGUCGAAGCACUACUCCUUAUGGACAAUAGUUUUUUACGUCACUGUCAUUGCUAUAUGAGAUUUGCGAAAAUUUUUUUACUUUUUUUGCGGCCGUUCUAAUUGGAGGUGGCGUAUUUGAGCUUCCUAUUCAGGCUCUUUCCCUUCCUUUUCAGGCCCCACCCCUCUUUCUUUAGGCCUCGAGAAGCCCCCACCUCUUUCCUCUCUGCCCCCCCACCUGCCUUCAGCCUUUAACCCUCAUCAUGUCUUCCCGAUUAGAUUGGAAACGAAUUUCUUUAAGAACUCCCUUGCGUGUUUAGUUUUGUUGUCCUUCCCCCGCACCUCCGAUUGGCACUGUUGGCUACGUAGGGUGCGAAACAAGUUGUAUAUACGGUACAUAGAUCAUGCCCAAAUGUCUCUUCCUGUUUCAGCUGUGCCUUUCCUUUUUAGGCCCUGCCCCUUCAUCUUAUGCCCUGCCUCUUUCUGGUUAAGCCCCACCCCUUCCCCCAGAAACAGUAAGUGGGGGGGGGCUACACUGAGCAGUGGAAGUGGGGACAGCAGAAGUGGGUGUUGCAGCAGUACAAUGAUGACCAAAAUACCCCUUAGCGCAGCAAGAUAAUAAUGAUGUUGUUUUAGUCCCGCAAGGAGUUUCUGCAGAACCACUAUCGGUCACGUGUCCGUGUUAUAUCGCAUAAGGUUCUGCGACUGCAUGGCCUAGAACAUACGAUUUUUAUUAAAUGAUUGCUAAUGUCCAUAUGCUUUUCAGAAAAUGUAACUGCAAGCACUAAAAUACUGUAGUAUUUAAAAAAAAAUCUUUGCAUAAAGUUACUCCCACGUCACUGAAAUCGACAUGGAGGGUCAUAUCGCAUGAUCUCACAGUGUGUUCAGCAAUCCGAGUGCACUAGACAGCGGUUACCAUCCACCAAACCUCCAAGCUCAGGAACAUGCUUUUAACCGUCUUUGUAUAAUUUUAGUUUUUGAAACGAAUAUACUGUAUAGCAUUAGUUUGAUCAAAUAUUUGUGUCAUGGCCGAGUAAUUAUGAACUAUAUUAUUUAUCUGUAAUGGAGCCUCAAUACUAAACGGUGGCUCUGACUAAAUACCUGGUAUCGUUGAGUGGAGUUGGGGUCUCGUUCCUUGCUUCCCAAUGUUCUACGUCCUCACGUGGCCUUCUUACGUCAACGUGACCCUUGCUAGCAUCGGUGGCAACAUAGCGCUCCCUUCCAAAGUUUUUGAAGUCAAUCGUGGCUAUUGAAAUGACUUGACUGGAUACCCCCGAUAGCGCCAGACCUCGGAAGCGAAAUAUGGUUACGUUUGGAUAGUGCUUAGAUGGGGUGACCACCAAAUAGAAUAACAGGUGUCAGGCUAUGCUGUGGGCAGUGCAACCAAGUCCAUAGGACAAGGUGACACUGUUUGGAGGCUUUCAUCCAGCAGUGGAUUGAUCGCAGCUCAUGGUGAUCAUUAUCACCUGCAAGGAUUACUAUUUAAUGGCAUAACACACCUUUGCUAAAAGCCAAACGCAUGAAAUAUAUUUUUAUUCACGUAAAAAAAGAAACAUUUUAAAAAUUAUUUCUAAAAUAGGAUUUUACAUGAACUUUCGAUACAAGACUGACAUUUUAUAGAAACAAUUUUAAUGUAGACGUUGGCUUUCACGUCAAAAUAAAGUGCACAUCACAGCACGUGCUAUUUCAGUGCAUGACAAUAUGUGCAUUCGCGUUUGUUUCCAUGUAGAAAUCAGUUCAUAUAUAUAGCACGUGCUCACAUCAUCACAAGCAACGAGGGACACCUCAAAUCGUGAACGCUUCCCCGGGGUUCUGUUGUGGUACCGAUACUCAAAAUGAUCAUGUAUUGGAUGUAAUGAUGUUUAAACCAAUAUACAAAAAUAUUCCUGAAUUCUGAAAUGUUACAUUUGUUACGUUCCCUGAUGGUAAAUGUAUUAUAUCGGUCGUGUGACCAGAUUCAAAUAUAAUAAUUUACACCCCU
This is a messenger RNA of Petromyzon marinus (sea lamprey), 3087 nucleotides long. It is a transcript of the gene SRD5A1, whose product is annotated as steroid 5 alpha-reductase 1. NCBI's taxonomy places the organism in Eukaryota, Metazoa, Chordata, Hyperoartia, Petromyzontiformes, Petromyzontidae. The record is from RefSeq and is a predicted model, not a curated record. Gene Ontology annotation, cellular component: membrane. Gene Ontology annotation, molecular function: 3-oxo-5-alpha-steroid 4-dehydrogenase activity. Gene Ontology annotation, biological process: steroid biosynthetic process.